GCGAUCGCAAAAUUUAUGAUGGCGGCUCACAUUGUGAAGAUUUGUUCUAAAAUAUUUCAUCGAUAAUCGGAGAUAAUUACGCUUAACUGUGUAGACGCGUUUUUUUUACUUUCUUUUGUGUUAAUGCAAGUGAAAACCUAGCCGUGAGUUUUAUGCAUUUAAGUUUAUAGAGUACAUCGGUUUUAAGAACACUGAUUAUCAUUUUUCUCUGCCGAUAGUAAACUAAAGAUGGCUAACAUUAAAACUGAUUACCAACCUAUGGAUAAAAUAUUUGCCAAAAUGAAGGGAUACCCUCAUUGGCCAGCUAGGAUUGACAAGCUGCCUCCAGGAAUUGACAAAGCACCUAAAGGAAAAUUUCCUAUCUUUUUCUAUGGAACUCAUGAAACAGCAUUUCUUGCACCUAAGGACAUUUACCCCUAUGACAAAUACAAAGAGAAAUAUGCCAAACCACAGAAGAGGCUGGGGUUUAAUGAAGGAUUGUGGGAAAUUGAAAACAACCCAACAGUGGUGUUCAUGGGAAAUCAACAACAAGAGGCAGAAUCCCCCGAGGCAGAAGAGGAAGAAGAUGAGAUGGCCAUCGAUGAAGAGGAAAAACCACUGAAAGGAAAAAAGAAGCAAGCAAAACCAAAACCAGCCCAGAAAAGAAAGAAGCCAACCACUGGGGGUAAGCCAGCUAAGAGAGCCAAGAAAGAGAAAGUGGUGGAGGAGAAUGAGGAAGAGGAGGAGGAGGAUUUAGAUGAGGAGGAAGAGGAGUCAGGUCCCUCCUCAGAUAACCCUGAGGAUGAGGAUUUUGAACUGGAAGAGAAACCAAAAAAGAAAACCCCUCCAAAGAAAAGAGGGAGAAAGAGUGCCAGCAAGAAGGCAGCAGAAUCAGAUGACAGUGAAGAAGAAAAGGACGAGGAAAGUGAAGAGGAAACAGAGGAGAAAGAGAAGAAACCGAAGAAAGCCCCAGCCAGGCCUCGGAAAUCAACCACCACACCUCCCAAAAAGGGAAGACCUUCAACUGGAGGAAAAAAGAAAGCUGCCAACAAAGUUGUAUCCAGUGACAGUGAAAUCAGUAGUGACAGUGAUUCUGAAGAAGAGGUCAGCAGUUGGAAGAAAAAAGAUGAGGAGAGGAAGAAAGCAAUGGAGAAAAAACUCAAAGAAGCUGAGGAAAAGAGGAAGAAAGAGGAGGCGGAGAGGAUUAAAGCCAUCCGAGCGGAACAGAGACUGGCCGCAAAAGAGGAGGGGGAAGAAGAUCAGGAGGAGGAGGACGAAGAGGAGGAGGUAAAGCCGAGGAAGAAGUCCAGGAAAAACAAGGAAGAAGACAAGACAACAGAUGAGGAAACCCAAUCCAGUACAAGAAAAACUUCUAAACAUGUCAAAAAGAAAACGGAAAAACCAGAGUCCAAGAAACAAAAAGUGGAUAAGAAGAAAGAGAAGGACAAGUCAAAGGAAGGAGAGGAAGAAGAGGAAAUGGAAGAGGGAAAGGAGGAAUCCACAGAGGAAGGAAAAACAGAGGAUAGCAGUAAGGAGGAAAAAUCCCCCAAGAAACCAGUGAUAGAGUCAGAUACGGAGGAAACGGAGGGGGUGGAAAAGUCAGAGGAAAAAGUGGAGGAAGGGGUGGAGGAAAAAAAGGAAUCCAAGGGGGAGGAGGAAAAAGACAUUGUGAAUGAGUUGAAAGAGGAAAUCCCAAAAGAGAAAGAGAAAUCGAAGGAAGACGUAGAGAAAGAGAAGAAAGCUAAAAUUGCCAGGGAAGAAGCCAGACGAGCCAGAGAGGAGGAACGCCGACGAAAACAGGAAAGAGAGAGGGAAAGGGAACGCAAAAUCAAAGAAAGGGAGGAAGAAAAAGAGAGAAAGAAGAAGGAAAAGUAUGAACAAAAGAAGAAAGAAAAGAUCAGUUUUAUUCACACGGAGGGUAUAUUAAGUGCUAUGGACAAUGAGAUUAAACUGUGUGUCCAGAGGGAAUCAACAGAUGUGGACAAGUGUCUAGCCAUUAUGGAGGAUUUGGAUGCUCUGCCUGUUAAUCAGGUCAUGCUGAAGAAAAACCCAGACAUCAUGAAAACCAUUAAAAUGCUGAGGAAAUAUAAAGGCAGUGAAAAGAUCCGGUUAAAAGCAGAGGUUAUCUACCAUAAGUUUAAAGCCUUCUUCUUACAGGGAGAUGGGGAUCUUAGUACAAUAAUGGAACAUCAUCAUCAUAAAAAGCAUAAAAAUACGGAGACCAAAGAACGAGAAAACAAGGAAAAUGAGAUAUCUCGCGCAACAGAAGUGACAUCCAAUGUGAACGACUCAACAGACGGAGUAGAAACUCGGCUAGGAAUGGAUAGUGACGUAAUUCCAGGAUUAGACCGAGUGUCCGAGAGCGGUCUGGACGCCUCUGCGAGUGAUUCGGAACUGACGAAACGUAUCGAACAAUUAACGGGGGAGGUGGUGGCCAAACUGGAGUCCUGGCCGUCAGACAGUAGUGAUAAAGAAGACGGUUUUAAAAGUUUAAAAAGCUGGCCAGAAUUGCCUCUGUUGCCAGGUUUAUCAUUUGAUUCUUCUAAGACUGCAAACCAUUCGGAAAAACCUAGUAUUGAUGGAACCAGUGAAAUCGCAGCUACGGAUAGUGAUGUUAAAGUGAAUGAGGUUAAUUCGAGUGAAAAUAAAGAUGAAAAAGUAUCAGAGAGUGACAAAAGAGAAGAGAAAACGUCACCUUCAAAGGAAAGUGAAAAAUCAGAUAAAACAAAGACAACUGAACCUGCGGCAGAAAAGUCGGUUUUCUCUCCCCCAACAAAUACGUAUAGAAGGACAUCUAAUAUUCUUAGUUUACCAUUACCGAUGAUCGACGAUGAUUCGCAGGAUGCGGGGUCGGAAGACGAUGCAAUGGAUAUUUCUCCUGUAGUUUCCCCGAAGAAAACGUCUAGUACUAAAGAGACCAAAGCCAACGUGAACCAAUCACCAGAGAAAGAGGAGGAAGAUCCUUUAGAUGAACAGGAGAGAAUAGACCUUGAUGCAAGGAUACAAGCGAUAAUGGCCAGCAACACACUCAACAACCUAGAAACAGAAGAUAGCAAUGGACCAGUGUCACCCACAGAUGAAAAACCGGAGAAAGAAGAAGAAGAGGAAAUCCUCAAACCUGUGCUUAAAAAAGACAUUUCAGUGAAAAAAGUAGAGGUACCCCCGAAAAAAACAGAAAAAGAAGGGGACUCCGAUGCAGAACCAAUCAUGGACGAUGACGAACUUCAUAGUUUAUUAGGAAUUUAAUGCAAUGAUCAGAGCUUGGAUUUCACAAUUAUCAUGGUUAUAAUCUGUACUGGUACGUUACGUGUGGGUGUAUCAUUUGCCCGCGAUGAUAUCACGCCCAUGUAAAAAGCUCAUCUAAGCUGCUGGUUGAUAAAGUCCAUCUGCGCCAUUGAUUAAAAAAUGAUCCUAUUGUUAACUGGUACAGAAGUUUGGGAAACAUCCAGAGUUUAUCUGUUCUGUUCUUGUAGUAUGCUUACUGUGCAGUGUCUAUCCCAUUGUCACAGAUACCUUGGGCUACUUUUUAAAAUGUAAAAAUUUUAUCAAAGAAGGGAUAAUAUCUCUCUGCAGGUCAAUGUGUAUUGUAGAAAGUUUUCAGAUUGAAAUGUUUUCCUGAAAGAAACUGGACCUUUAAAGGGUAAAGUGCUUGUACUGUAUGCAACAUUAUUUUUCACCCCCUAAUACUUUUGAAAACAAUUUUGUGACUUUUCUGAAAUCAUGUUUAUGAUUAUAAUCAAAUAAUGUGUAUCAAAAAAAAAUGAUAAAAGUAAAUAUGUCAUUGAUCUUAAAUUUAAAUCCUUUGCCAAAUGUUUGGAAAAUAU
Saccostrea cuccullata (small rock oyster) is the source of this 3803-nucleotide messenger RNA. RefSeq names its product hepatoma-derived growth factor-related protein 2-like. The transcript is spliced from 20 exons. The coding region runs from base 229 to 3225 and encodes 998 amino acids. The record is from RefSeq and is a predicted model, not a curated record. Lineage: Eukaryota; Metazoa; Mollusca; Bivalvia; Ostreida; Ostreidae.